Peronospora matthiolae is the source of this 150-nucleotide messenger RNA. NCBI's taxonomy places the organism in Eukaryota, Oomycota, Peronosporomycetes, Peronosporales, Peronosporaceae. The record is from the annotation of a GenBank genome assembly.
AUGGCUAUGCGCGUGUCUUCAUCGAAACUAUCUUCCGACUUCACGGGUUACCCCGUGAACUCGUGUCUGAUAGAGACCCCGCUUCACAGCGUAGUACUGGCAUUCCGUGUUCCGUUCACAUGGAACACGUUUGACGAUGUCGACUUCUGA